Myotis davidii is the source of this 1569-nucleotide messenger RNA. It is a transcript of the gene CABYR, whose product is annotated as calcium binding tyrosine-(Y)-phosphorylation regulated. Gene Ontology annotation, biological process: sperm capacitation. The record is from RefSeq and is a predicted model, not a curated record. Lineage: Eukaryota; Metazoa; Chordata; Mammalia; Chiroptera; Vespertilionidae. Gene Ontology annotation, cellular component: sperm fibrous sheath; cytoplasm. The coding region runs from base 99 to 1232 and encodes 377 amino acids. Gene Ontology annotation, molecular function: calcium ion binding. The transcript is spliced from 5 exons.
ACUAUCAUUGACUCGUAAGAAAUACCUGAAGAAGCACUAAUAAACUGUCCGACUUUGUUUUUCUUCGCUCUAGUUGAGAUUACAGACAUCCUGCCAAGAUGUUCUCUACAAAGCCCAGACUUGUCGUACCUUAUGGCCUCAAGACGCUGCUCGAGGGAGUCAGCAGAGCCGUCCUCAAGACCAAUCCACCCAACAUCACCCAGUUUGCAGCAUUUUAUUUCAAAGAACUUAUUGUGUUUAGAGAAGGGAACAUUCCUCUGGAUAUAAAAGAUCUGGUUAGACAAUUUCAUCAGAUUAAAUUUGAGAAAUGGUGCGAAGAAAGGACAGAAGAGAAGCCGCCAGAGUUCAUAAAAGAACCAGGAGAAGCAGCUGCCAUUCCCAAAGAGCCGACCCGGGUGGAGAAGUCCACGGACACGGAGGAGGACCACAUCUUCAGACCCCAGUUCAUCCACAAGACCACGCAGUUCCCGUCCGUGUAUGCUGAGCAGCAGCCAGAGCCGGAGGACACAAGCAAGGCAGUCCGUCCACCCAAGCCAUGCACCCCUAAGACUACCCCCACCUCGUCACCAUCCCCGGCUGACGUCCCACCAGAGUUUGCCUAUGUCCCCGCCGACCCCGCUCAAUUUGCUGCUCAGAUGUUAGCAAUAGCAACAAGCGAAGCAGGACAGCCACCACCAUAUUCUAACACGUGGACCCUUUACUGUCUAACUGAUAUGAAUCAACCAAGCCGCCCAUCACCGCCACCUGCACCUGGGCCUUUCCCCCAGGCCACUCUCUAUUUACCUAAUGCUAAGGAUCUGCAGAGUCCACCGAAAGUCACUUCUCCAACUUACGUGAUGAUGGACGACAGCAAGAAGGCCAGUGCCCCGCCUUUUAUCCUAGUAGGCGCCAAUGUCCAGGAAGCGCAGGACUGGAAGCCGCUUCCCGGGCACACGGUCGUGUCCCAGUCAGAUACCCUGAAGAGAUACGCAACAGUCCAAGUGCCCAUUGCCGUUCCUGCAGAUCAGAAAUUCCAGAAACUCCCCCGACAUGCCCAGAGUGCUAGUCCUCCUUCCAGUGGACAAGAAGGUCCCCGGCCACAGAGCCCAGUUUUCCUUUCUCUCGCUAUCCCGGUAGAAGAUGUAGCCAAAAAGUGUUCAGGAUCUGGGGACAAACGUACCCCCUUUGGAAGUUACGGUAUUGCUGGAGAGAUAACCCUGACUACUGCCAAUGUCCGCAGAGCAGAACCCUAAUGCCACAGAUGCUGAAAACGAGGCUGUCUGAGUCGAUGUUCAAGGUGGAGUCUGCCACUACGCGUAAUGUAUCAGUAAACUUCAUGCAGCAGAACGCCUCGUGCUCUCGCUUCUUUGUUACUUUAGGAGGCAUACAAGCAACUGAACACAGAGGCCUAACAUUUUCUCAGACUUGUGACAUAAUAGCAUUUGCCAACUCAUGUCGACAUUGUACAGAGAAGUGCUCACCCAGGCGUUUUCCUAGUCCGUGUUCCCGUUGGCAUUUCUGUAUUUGGCAUUCACACCAAAUGAAGUAGCACCUGCCAUAGCCCUGUUUCCCAGAGAAACACCUACUAAG